CCAGUUGGCUCCGGCAUUCUAACUAUGCCUCAACGUUCUGAGUCCACCCUGUACCUCUGGAAUCGAGAGAACCCGCAGUCCCCGGUAGAUUCAUUUGCAGGCCACAAUGAUGUGGUCAAAGAGUUCGUUUGGAGAAUCAAGGGAGGAAACAAUCAAAAUGUCGGCAAGGAAUUUCAAUUGAUCACUUGGUCGAAAGAUCAAUACCUAAGGCUCUGGCCAAUAAGCGAUCAACAGUUAAAAUUAAUUGGUCACGAACGUGCGACUUCCGAUAAACUGAUGCGAACGGAAUAUGCCAGUCACACAUUCAGCAAUCCAUCACAUAAAUUAGACAAUAGAUUGGUUCCUCACGCGUCAAACCUCGCAUCUAUUGCAACCCCUGUGUUGAGAGUUCUUCCCGGCACUGGUAUUCACAUAAACCAAUCCGCCAUAGUGCGCCCGUCCGGGGCUUCCACGGCAAAUAACGACAAUUUCCCAACCCUCACCGGACCUUACAGGACGGAACGUGAACAUCGAGCGUUAUCGCCUUUGUUAGAAAUGCAAAAUGCCAAAAAACUUGAUGAAAAUAGUCCAACUAAUGUACAUGAUGAAAUUGAAUUGGUUUCUAACAAGUACAAGGAAGUGAAAUUCGAAAAGAUAAAUGACAAGAAUUAUAUGAUCACAUCUCACGUAUCUCGGGGUGAGAAAGGCCCCGCCUUCCCUCGUAUCAAUGUCACGUUCCCUGAGGGAUAUCCUCUUAACAAACCACCUAGUUUCGAAGUUCACGGAAAAGAAAUGACCUCUAUAAUGACCAGAUCUCGUAUUUUACUAUACCUUAAAAAAAUUUCGGAGGUUUGUUUAUCUAACGGAAGGCCGUGUCUAGAAGAUUGCGUACGUAUAUUGCUGGAGCAAAGGCAGGAAAAUGAUCAAGAUCGAUACGGAGAGGACGAAUCCGACGAGGAUCUUGACAAAGACUCGCUCGAAAAAAAUAUCGCGUACAUGCCGGUUGACAAAGAUUACCGUGUCCCUUUCCCGCAAUUAUGCGGGGCGCGCUUUUCAAUGAAUGGACAGCUUGUAUGCUUCUUUUCGAAACUCGGAUCCCCUUACGACGAUAGGACCAAUGGUGGCAGACCGGACGGUGACAGGUCAGGUGAAGAGCGUUCCGCCUGGACUUACUGCCAUCCACGAUCUCGCGAUUAUUGGGAUGAAUAUAAAAAAAUAUUAAUGACUCUUACAAAACCUCUGCCCGCCGAGGGGGACGAUGAUCAGGAAGACUUUCACUCACUUUACUUUAGGUCAAAGGAAGGAUUACGCGAGAUCACAACAAUUAAAGAAGCCAAACCUAGUAAGGAUGGUGUUUCCGUCCGCUUUUAUGAUUUAUCGAACUUGAUGCCUGUUGACUAUGAAUUGGCAGCGAAAUACACCCUCAACGGAAGAGACUCUGUGGAGAUUUGUGAGCACAAUGCGCGGGUGGCUGCAGAAUGUAACCGUCCGGAUUUGGAACAAGCAUGGAAUCUCGCUUCGCUCAUUCUCUCAAAUCGUAUGAAGAAUUAUUAUUCGCCCGAGAGAUCAAAAUCUUCGUAUAAAGGGAGAAAGAAUGAUGAAGCGACAGGGUUAUUAAGCGCGGACGCGAAUUAUGCGGAUAACAUUGCUGCAUAUUCGGAAAAGUCCGGUUUCCAACAAAGUUAUCCAUCUUUUUCUUUGUCAACCACAUUCGGACAAAUGAACAGUGAAUCGUUUAAUUCUUCUCUUGGAACACAAGGCACAUACCCGUAUCCAUUAGAUUCGACCACAUCAACACCGUCAACGUACCAUCUCGCACAUUCGGAAGGCACAGGUGGGUCAAUCAUGGUUCCCUCUCCCAUUCCAUCUUUGCGUCAUCAGAGAAGACCUACAUUCGGUAGCGGCGCGCCAAAGGAGAUGAAUUUUUUCCCAUCAAGUGUGAGUACCACAUCAUCACGUAGUCCCAUUGCAGGGGGUCGCGUUGAAUAUUUUACGGUGGGAUUCUAUGAUUAUGAAGUUGAAAAAAAACCAGAAAAAAAUUCAGAUGUAAUAAUAACCACACAUUUUGACGAAUUUGACGAAGAAAGGAAGUGA
Molecule: messenger RNA, 2073 nt
Organism: Acaulospora colombiana
Lineage: Eukaryota; Fungi; Glomeromycota; Glomeromycetes; Diversisporales; Acaulosporaceae
Source: the annotation of a GenBank genome assembly